AUGGCAGGGGUGGGCGAUGAAGCUGCGCGCUCGGCCUCGGGCUCCGCGUUCAGCCCUUACCCGGGCUCGACCGGCCUUCACGGCGCAGGCUGCCCACAGGUUUCGGCAAGCCCGCUGCAGUACUCGGCCGACGCCGCCGCCGGCUUCCCGUCCUACAUGGGCGCGCCCUACGACGCGCACACGACUGGGAUGACGGGCGCCAUCAGCUAUCAUCCGUAUGGCAGCGCGGCCUACCCGUACCAGCUCAAUGACCCAGCGUACCGCAAGAACGCCACGCGGGAUGCCACGGCCACGCUCAAGGCCUGGCUCAACGAGCACCGCAAGAACCCCUACCCCACCAAGGGCGAGAAGAUCAUGCUGGCCAUCAUCACCAAGAUGACCCUCACGCAGGUCUCCACCUGGUUCGCCAACGCGCGCCGGCGCCUCAAGAAGGAGAACAAGAUGACGUGGGCCCCGAGGAACAAAAGCGAGGAUGAAGACGAGGAGGAGGGUGACGCGGCCAGGAACAAGGAGAGUCUGGAUAAGUCGCAGGAGGGCACCGAGACAUCGGCAGAGGACGAAGGGAUCAGCCUGCACGUCGACUCGCUCACGGAUCACUCCUGCUCUGCGGAGUCGGACGGGGAGAAGCUGCCUUGCCGCGCCGGGGACCCCUUGUGCGAAUCGGGCUCAGAGUGCAAGGAUAAGUAUGACGACCUGGAGGACGACGAAGAGGACGAGGAGGAGGGCGAGCGGGACCUGGCGCCAUCCAAAGCCGUGACCUCGUCGCCGCUCACCGGCGUGGAGGCGCCGUUGCUGAGCCCUCCGCCCGAGGCCGCGCCCCGCGGUGGCGGUGGUGGCAAGACCCCCCUGGGCAGCCGGACGUCGCCGGGCGCGCCGCAGCCCGCCAGCAAGCCCAAGCUGUGGUCUCUGGCCGAGAUCGCCACGUCGGACCUCAAGCAGCCAAGCGUGGGCCCGGGCUGCGCGCCGCCAGGGCUGCCCGCGGCCGCAGCGCCGGCCUCGUCGGGGGCGCCACCCGGAGGCUCUCCCUACCCCGCGUCCCCGCUGCUCGGCCGCCACCUCUACUACACGUCGCCCUUCUAUGGCAACUACACAAAUUACGGGAACUUGAACGCGGCGCUGCAGGGCCAGGGGCUCCUGCGGUACAACGCGGCGGCCUCGGGCCCAGGAGAGGCGCUGCACGCGGCGCCCAAGGCGGCCAGCGACGCGGGCAAGGCAGGCACGCAUCCGCUGGAGUCCCAUUACCGGCCCCCGGGCGGCAGCUAUGAGCCCAAGAAAGAUGCCAGUGAGGGCUGCACCGUGGUUGGUGGGGGCAUCCAGUCCUACCUAUAGAAGGGCCGUGUGUACAGCAAUACAAGUAGGUGUCACAAUUGCUUUGGAAAAAAAAAAGUCAGCAGGCCAUUCUUUUUUCCCAAGUUCAUAAAUACACAGACGUAAAAAGCCGCGCUCACCCGGACCGCAUCUUGUGCCACUGUAAAGGAAGGAGCCGCAGAGCACUGUCAACUCAGACUAACCGAACCGAACAGACUUUUGUUGGAUAGACGUGAAUUUGUUGGCAUAGUAUAGCUUCCCCAAUGUAUGUGUGACUUUUGAAAACAAUCUUUUUUCUCAGGAUAUCUUGAAUUGAUCACUUCAUUGCCACGGUAUAUAUGCUAUAGGUGUGAUAGGAUUUACUGUAAAAUUUAUUUGUAAAAGAUGUACACAGUAGAAAUAAAACGUGAUUGAAGAACUUGAGUACUUAAAAAGUGGAAACAAAUUUGAUAUUUAUUUUUAUAAUGAUAUAAAGCUUCUAGUAAUUUAUGCAAGUUGUAUUGCAAUGGAAUCUAAACUUUUUGUAAAUAAAUUCUGCCUGGUUUUUAUUUGAACAUUGCUGGUUAUACAAUCUUUGUUGGUUGUUUAACAAUAAUUCUUUACUAAUUUAUAUCUUAAAUUGUAAAUAAAAACAGACUAGACUACAGCAA
This is a messenger RNA of Myotis lucifugus (little brown bat), 1958 nucleotides long. It is a transcript of the gene IRX2, whose product is annotated as iroquois homeobox 2. Gene Ontology annotation, molecular function: DNA-binding transcription factor activity, RNA polymerase II-specific; RNA polymerase II cis-regulatory region sequence-specific DNA binding. The record is from RefSeq and is a predicted model, not a curated record. NCBI's taxonomy places the organism in Eukaryota, Metazoa, Chordata, Mammalia, Chiroptera, Vespertilionidae. Gene Ontology annotation, biological process: regulation of transcription by RNA polymerase II; cell development; neuron differentiation. Gene Ontology annotation, cellular component: nucleus.